UGAAGAUGCGCAAAGCAGGCACUUGUCACGGGUGGUGGUGGGGGGGCUGGGGAUUAAGAGACCAAAUGGAUCCACGUCACGUUUUCGCCAGCUACUUGUGCCAACACACUCGACUCCCCGAGCUCACACAACCCACGCACACACACACAAACACACACGACGGCGGCGGCGAGGGGAGCGGCUCAACCUUCACCUUGUGAGAGGACAAGUCUGCACGAUGACCCAGUACCUGAGCGGCUCCUCGCCCUUCCUCAAGCCGUUCUUCCUCAAGACGCCCGUCCAGGUGGUCGGGCCUCUGCGGAAGAGGCGACACACGCUGCCCGCCAGCGAGUUCAGGAACCUGACGCCUCAGGACGCCGUCAGCGUCUUCGAGAUCGAGAGGGAAGCUUUCAUCUCGGUGUCCGGCGAGUGCCCUCUGACCCUGGAAGAGGUGCUGCACUUCGUGGGUCAGUGCCCUGAGCUCUCGCUGGGCUGGUUCGAGGAGGGCCAGCUGGUCGCCUUCAUCAUCGGCUCCGGCUGGGACAAAGAGAGGCUUUCGCAGGAGGCCAUGACCCUGCACGUGGCCAACACGUCGACGGUGCACAUCCACGUGCUGUCGGUGCACCGCCACUGCCGUCAGCAGGGCAAGGGCUCCAUCCUGCUGUGGCGCUACCUGCAGUACCUGCGUUGCAUUCCGCGCCCCCGCCGGGCCCUGCUGGUCUGCGAGGACUUCCUGGUGCCCUUCUACCUCAAGGCCGGCUUCAAGGAGAAAGGCCCGUCGGCCAUCAGCGUGUCCAACAUGCGCUUCCAGGAGAUGGAGUACCUCCUCGGCGGGCAGGCGUACGCCAGGCGGAACAGCGGCUGCUAGCCCCGCCCGUCCAACCGCCGCUGGUGCGCCGCCUUCGAUCGACGACGACUGACCUAAAUGCACUUUUGACACCUGCUGGAUGGCGGAUCCAUUGCAGAUUUUCAAAAUCCACAAGUCACUUCAUUAGGUACACCUCAGCGUCCAGACUUGCUUUUUUCAUAUUCAGUUAUUUGUAAUGUGCUACGAAUGCGUUGAAUUCUUCUAUUUUUGUAAUGUGACACAAUUAAAAGAUUCAAUACACUGUUUACAUUUUUUUUUAUAAAAAUUGGGGGUUUGUUCUGUAUAAAUCGCCACACACACGGAACAGAAUCGCACAGCAAUUUUCCGCGGGAGUUUGUGUCCGUUCUGAAACCCUCCUUGUAGUCUGUGUAAAAUGUCAUAG
Phyllopteryx taeniolatus (common seadragon) is the source of this 1229-nucleotide messenger RNA. RefSeq names its product arylalkylamine N-acetyltransferase 2 (gene aanat2). The record is from RefSeq and is a predicted model, not a curated record. The coding region runs from base 218 to 847 and encodes 209 amino acids. Gene Ontology annotation, biological process: circadian rhythm; response to light stimulus. Gene Ontology annotation, molecular function: aralkylamine N-acetyltransferase activity. The transcript has 3 exons. Gene Ontology annotation, cellular component: cytoplasm. NCBI's taxonomy places the organism in Eukaryota, Metazoa, Chordata, Actinopteri, Syngnathiformes, Syngnathidae.